AUGGCAGGUAAUUGUGGAGGAAAAAAAAAGACUACACAGAAAAGUGGGAAAUCCACAACAGCUCAUGUUGCUGAAGAGCAUGUGGAAGAAUUAUCAGACGGAAACAAUAGUGAUGAUCUAUGUGAACCCCCCUCUGAGGGAAUGAAAGGCCUAAAAAGAAAGCGUCCAUCUACUGGAGCUGGAAAGGCGGUAUCAAAUGGGAAUGAGCCGGUUAGAGAAGAGACUAAUCCAGUGAGAGGAACGACUGUAGUUUCGCUCUCACUUGAUACCAAAACUGAAGGAAUGUCUGCUGCUUCCUCCAAUGAAAGGCAACCACCACAGCCCCUUGAAAUGUACUUCAAGAACACACAGUACCUGAAGACUUGCAAGAUUCAGACCAAGUGCCGUGUGAAGAAGACGGUUGAUGUGAUUAAGGAACUUAAGGAGGAGGUCGGCUGGAGAAGAUGCUGCAUGGUUUGCGGUGAAUGGUGUGCCCAUCCGCUACUCUAUGAGGAGCAUGCCCUCAUCUCUGGCUUGGACUGCCAUGAGUAUCCGAGUGGACAUUUGAAGCUUGAGGGUACUAAGUUUGUGGAUUAUAACUUCGGUAAUAAGAAGAAGAUCACCAUAGAAGAUGUGAAGCAGAAGCUGCAAUCUAUGGGGACGGCAUGUAACGAUAGAUUGAAGAUGGCUGUCCUGUUCUUCCUUGGUCGGAUUAUCAGAGGUAAGACGGAGGAUUCUGCAGCAUUAAACCAGUUCAUCUUAAGGAUAGGGGACGAUUUGGAUGUUUGCAGAAAAUUUCCUUGGGGUCGUCUAACAUUUGAGGAUGCAAUAACGGAGAUUAAGCAUGUAAUGGAGCUUUUGAAGGACGGCGCCAGUGGAGAUUGUCCUAGGAUGUGCAAGAGUCAGUUUACAAAGAGUAGAAUGAAGGGUUAUCCUUUGGAAGAUACAUAUGCUGCGGUUGGAAAGACAAAGGUUAUUAACAGUGUGUUGGUUUCAAUGGUGGAUGAGGAAACUUUUCUGGCUCGUAUCAUUGAUCUGGAGCCAGAGUAUCACCGUGAGGGUAGCACAAGUGAUAGGUGGAACUACUCGCUAAAUUUUACAAAGACGGAAGAGAAAGAAAAGGUGAAGAUUGUAGAAGGUUCAUCCUUUAAUUAUGGUUUGGAGUCGAUGUUGAAAGGUGUGGAAAAGAGGAUUGUGAAGGCCAUGGAAGAAGGAUUUUCUGGAAUUAAUUUAACGGUAGAGACAAAGCUGGAGGCUAUGAACUGGAUUAUGGGUAAACUUGAGAAGAACCAGCGAGUUUUGCAGAAAAAUGCCAAGAAAAUAGAAGACAGGUUGACUUCUAUUGAAAACAAGAGAAAUGAGGGUGAGAAAUAUAUACAGUGGAAUGAUUUUGAUUAUGGUAGAGAUCAUGGGAAGUAUAGAGACAUGGCUGAGGCAGAGAAAGAUAAAGAGCAGGCUGAGACAGGGAAGAAAAACAGUGAGAAGGGUGAGAAAGACGAGGAAAACAGUGGGAAAGAUGAGAAAGACGAGGAAAACAGUAAAAAUAGUGAGAAAGACGAGGAAAACAGUGAGAAGGGUGAAGAAGAGGAAGAGCAAGAACCUGAAGUUCUACACGCACCCACAGGUUCUUGCUCUUCCUCUUCUUCACCCUUCUCACUGUUUUCCUCGUCUUUCUCACUCUUUUCACUGUUUUCCUCGUCUUCCUCAUCAUUCCCACUGUUUUUCUCGUCUUUCUCACCCUUCUCACUGUUUUUCUUCCCUGUCUCAGUCUUCUCUUUAUCCUUCUCUGCCUCAGCCAUCUCUCUAUCCUUCCCAUAA
Messenger RNA from Brassica napus (rape), 1797 nucleotides. RefSeq lists its product as uncharacterized. NCBI's taxonomy places the organism in Eukaryota, Viridiplantae, Streptophyta, Magnoliopsida, Brassicales, Brassicaceae. The coding region runs from base 1 to 1797 and encodes 598 amino acids. The record is from RefSeq and is a predicted model, not a curated record. The transcript is spliced from 7 exons.